AUGGCUUGGAAUAGUGCUACAUAUGUCACCGUUUUUGGCCUUUGUGCUCAGCUUAAGGAUUUGAGACUGGGUAUGCAAGUGCACAGCGGAAUGUUGAAGGCAAAUAUGAAGUGUAAUGUGUUUCUUAGUAGCGCAAUCGUUGAUAUGCAUUGGAAAUGUGGCAAGGUUUGCAAUGCAGUGAAAAUUUUUGAUGGCUUGCAAACGCGGAACAUAUUCUCGUGGACUGCAGUCAUGGCCGCUUAUUUCCAAAACGGGUACUUCGAGGAAGCAUUAGUAUGGUGUCAAAAAUGGAACUUGAAGAAAUUUGUCCAAAUGAAUAUACUUUUGCUGUCUUGCUUAACUCAUUCAUGUACAGAGUUGUGUGAGACAUGGUCACAUGGAGAUCUAUUACAUGCUAGAGUUAGGAAGUCAGGUUUCAAAUACCAUGUCGUUGUUGGGAAUGCUUUGAUCAACAUGUAUUCGAAGUGUGGAAACAUUCAAGCAGCAAAUGAAGUGUUCAUGGAUAUGACUUAUCGAGAUUCUGUGACCUGGAAUGCAAUGAUAUCUGGGUUUUCCCAUCAUGGCGUGUUUCAUGAUAUCUUGGCUGCAGGAGAGUCUGCUAACCACAUUACCUUUGUUGCCGUUCUCUCCACCUGUGCUCAUAUGAGCUUGGUGCAGGAGGGAUUCUACUAUUUGAACCAACUAAUGAAACAGUUUGGUAUUGAACCUAGACUGGAUCACCAUACCUGCGUUGUCGUGCUCCUUAGCAGGUCUGGACAACUUGAUGAAGCUGAGAAAUAUAUGAAAACUACUGAAGUCAAGUGGGACAUUAUUGCCUGGAGAACCUUGCUUAAUGCUUGUCAUGUACAUAGAAGUUACGGUUCAGGUAAGCAUGUAGCAGAGGUUCUUGUCCAAAUGGAUCCUAAUGAUAUGGGAACGUAUAUAUUAUUGUCGAAUAUGUAUGCCAAGCCCAGGAGGUGGGAUGGAGUUGUGAAUAUCCGGAAAUGA
Molecule: messenger RNA, 987 nt
Organism: Fragaria vesca subsp. vesca
Lineage: Eukaryota; Viridiplantae; Streptophyta; Magnoliopsida; Rosales; Rosaceae
Product: pentatricopeptide repeat-containing protein At5g39680-like
Exons: 1
Coding region: 1-987 (328 amino acids)
Source: RefSeq, a predicted model, not a curated record